AUCAUAAAAUUUAUUUCAAUUUGUUCAAUUAGUUUUUUAUUAUUAUUUACAGUAAGAUUAACAUUAUUUUACUAUUCUUUAAUAUUAUUGAAUUAUGAUUAUUCUUAUUUUAUUGAAUGAGAAAUUAUUAAUUUGGGAAGAUUAAAUAUUGUUAUAACAUUAAUUUUAGAUUGAAUAAGAUUAAUAUUUAUAUCUUUUGUUUUGUUAAUCUCUAGAUUAGUAAUUUUUUAUAGAAAGGAUUAUAUAGGAGAGGAUAAAAAUAUUAAUCGAUUUAUUAUUUUAGUAUUAAUAUUUGUUUGUUCAAUAAUAUUAUUAAUUAUUAGACCUAAUUUAGUUUCUAUUUUACUAGGGUGAGAUGGGCUUGGGUUAGUUUCAUAUUGUUUAGUUAUUUAUUUUCAAAAUGUAAAAUCGUAUAAUGCAGGUAUAUUAACUGCGUUAUCGAAUCGUUUAGGUGACGUAGCUUUUUUAUUAGCAAUUGCUUGAAUAUUAAAUUAUGGAAGAUGAAAUUAUAUUUAUUAUUUAGAUAUAAUAAAUAAAGAUAUAGAAAUAUUUAUUAUUGGGGGUUUAAUUAUAUUAGCAGCAAUAACAAAAAGAGCUCAAAUUCCUUUUUCUUCCUGGUUACCUGCGGCUAUAGCAGCCCCGACUCCGGUAUCAGCUUUAGUUCAUUCAUCAACUUUAGUAACUGCUGGGGUAUAUUUAUUAAUUCGUUUUAGAAAUUUAUUAUUAAGUUUAUCUGUAAGAAAAAUUUUGUUAUUAAUCUCUGGUUUAACAAUAUUUAUAGCGGGGUUAGGGGCAAAUUAUGAAUUUGAUUUAAAAAAAAUUAUUGCAUUAUCAACUUUAAGACAAUUAGGGUUAAUAAUAAGAAUUUUAUCAUUUGGUUAUAUAAAAUUAGCUUUUUUUCAUUUAUUAACACAUGCCUUAUUUAAGGCUUUACUAUUUAUAUGUGCAGGAGCAAUUAUUCAUAAUAUAAUUAAUAAUCAAGAUAUUCGAUUUAUAGGGUGUUUAAGAGGUUUAAUGCCUAUAACUGUGAUAUGUAUAAGAGUAGCUAAUUUAGCUUUAUGUGGAAUACCUUUUUUAGCAGGAUUUUAUUCUAAGGAUUUAAUUUUAGAAAUUGUUUAUAGUAAUGUAUUUAAUUUAAGAGUUUUUAUAUUAUUUGUGGUAUCUACAGGAUUAACUGUUAUAUAUUCAUUUCGUUUAGUGUUUUAUGCAUUAACUGGAAUAAUAAAUAUUUUUUCUUAUCAUCCAAUAAAUGAUAGAAGCUGGGUUAUAUUAAAAAGAAUAACAGGAUUAUUGGUAAUAGCUGUUAUUGGGGGAAGCAUAUUAAUAUGAGUAAUAUUUCCCACCCCUUAUAUGAUUUGUCUUCCAUCUUCUUUGAAAAUAUUAACAUUAGAGAUUUGUAUUUUAGGAGGUCUUUUAGGAUAUUUAAUUUCUAAUGUUAGUUUAUUUUUUUUUAAUAAGGCUUUUAUUUACUUCAAAAUAAGAUGGUUUUUAGGGUCUAUAUGGUUUAUACCAACAUUAUCAACAUUAGGUAUAAUUUUUUAUCCAUUAAAAUUAGGGUAUUACUUAAUCAAAAAUUUAGAUCAAGGAUGGAGAGAAUAUUUUGGUGGCCAAAAUCUAUAUAAAUUAGCAGUUAUAAAUUCCUCUAUAAUUGAAAAAAUACAAAAUAAUUAUUUAAAAAUUUAUUUAUUAUUAAUAUUUAUUUGAUUUUUAGUAUUAUUUUUUAUUUUAUUAAUUAUUAAUUAGUAUAUUA
Molecule: messenger RNA, 1750 nt
Organism: Phlebotomus papatasi
Lineage: Eukaryota; Metazoa; Arthropoda; Insecta; Diptera; Psychodidae
Product: NADH-ubiquinone oxidoreductase chain 5-like
Exons: 1
Biological process (GO): electron transport coupled proton transport; ATP synthesis coupled electron transport
Molecular function (GO): NADH dehydrogenase (ubiquinone) activity
Source: RefSeq, a predicted model, not a curated record